Mobula hypostoma (lesser devil ray) is the source of this 1833-nucleotide messenger RNA. RefSeq names its product MINDY family member 4B (gene mindy4b). NCBI's taxonomy places the organism in Eukaryota, Metazoa, Chordata, Chondrichthyes, Myliobatiformes, Myliobatidae. Gene Ontology annotation, molecular function: cysteine-type deubiquitinase activity; K48-linked deubiquitinase activity. Gene Ontology annotation, biological process: protein K48-linked deubiquitination. The record is from RefSeq and is a predicted model, not a curated record. The transcript has 15 exons. The coding region runs from base 427 to 1833 and encodes 468 amino acids.
UAUUUCUUCCUUCAUCACUGGAUAAAAAAAAGAUCUAAAAGGAUUUGAACGAAACGCAAGCAAAUAGGACGAGCUUAAACUGGCAUCUUGUUUUUCAUGGACUGGAUGGGCCGAAUGGUACAGCACAGUAACAGGUUCUUCCAGCCCAACAAACCCACGCCCCAGUGCGAACAAUUAACCUGCUAACCUGUAUGCCUUUGGAAAGAGGGAGAAAGCCCAUCCAGUCAUGUAAAAUGUGACCUCCAGCAUGCUGAGUAUCUGCCCCUGGACUGAGAGGAGGAGCAAUGGCGCAAUCACCUUUAUUCAGGGAUCUGUGGGAGGAGCCACAGGAGCAGUCAGCAGAGGGGCGUGUCCAGACAGGCAUUUCCUGCAGACCACGGGAAUUGAGAUCCUGCUCGUUGAGAGGACGGUUCCUGUAAUUCACAGAUGAAUAAGGAGCGGAGCAGUCAGCAGCCCAAGUUCGGCGAGCAAGACUUGGAUGUGAUCAACAACAAGAUCAGAAAUCUCAGCAAAUGGCGAGAGAUCUUCAGCCAACGAGGGUUGCAGUUCAAGGACACUGUUGUGAAGAAACAUCACGACAGUCGGAAAGUAGAAGAAGACAGUAAAGACAAGGCAGGACCUCUUCAGUCCAGCAGUUGCAAAUCUAAUGGGCACCUCGCCACGUUCAAUUCCGUUCCGAAAAUGUUCCUCCUGUCUCCCAGCCUGGGUGGUAUUCCCAUCACACUGGAUGACGCAGUGGCGCUACGGAAGAUUCUGUUUGGGACAACAUUUCAAGUUUUCAAUUAUGAAUGGAGGAAAUCUCACUUCAGAUUCCGAGACCCUAAUUCUGACUUGUCGUAUGCUUUAGAGGCUGAGAGGGGUGGUACAAGAUGUAUUCAGAUGGCUGUCCAAACCUACAUCCUUAAACGCUUACUCUUCACAGGAAAUGGUGAACUGGAAGACACCAACGAUAAAUGCCUGCUGGAGGUCAGCCAAAAAGACCAAGAGAGAGUGUUGGCAGCUGCACUGUCCGACAUUCUGUGGACAGCAGGGGAAGGCGUCCAGAGUUGUGUUUGCCUGGUAACCACAGAAUGCUAUAUCGCUCCUACCAUCAAUUACAAAUUUGACAGUUACACAGAACAGCUGCAGCUCUUUAACUUCACUGACAAGGCAAAGCUGCAGCAGUUUGUGACUGACCACAUACACUGUUUUCAAGGUGAAAGAAGUCAUGGAGUCAUUCUGUUCCUGUACAGUUUACUCUUCUCAAGGACUCUGGAAAAGCUUCAUAAGGAUAUGGACCAUACAACCCCUCAUCUUCUGCAGCUCAGCCUGGGGAAUGUCACUUGUCGGCAAGCUCUUAUAAACCUGAUGCUCACGGGUAGAGCCAGUCCGAACGUUUUCAAUGGAGAUCUUCAAUACGAUGACCAGGGUGCCUUGCUGAAAGAUCCACGACAUGGAAUCCUCGCUCGAAGCGAUGUGGGUUAUCUCUACUGGAACAGGCAUGAGCUGGACCAUGAAAAGCUCCCACAGGUAGGAAACAUGUUGAAAACUCCAAAGCUGCCGAUCUGGCUGUGUAACAUCAACAAUGCCUUCAGUGUGUUCUUCAGCAUAAAGAGACAGCUACUGUCCAACUGGAAAAUGGAACAUGUCUUUGACUUGCAUUUUUACACUGGCCAGCCUUCACAGACAAAAUUGGUCACACUAACAAUAGAUACUCGCUCUCAUCACUGGGAAGAGGGGAUGCAUGGGAAGGAAGAUGAUCCCGAGAAGAGGACCCCUUCAGUGCUGAUGACCAUUCGCACCAAGUGGGAAGGAGCUGCAGUUGACUGGAAUGGCACAGUUCCGUUCUACUAA